AUCUCCGUUCGGCUGGGUUCGGAUUUUUUCGUUUGCGUCCGUCGGCAUCCCUAGUUUGGUCCAGCGCGAGAGUCUGCUCUGGCCAUCUCUCUCAAAGUAAAUACCGGAGGUAAACAGAAUUGUUUAUUUUUUGCGGAAGGUUCCAAGGUGUCGGACCGUGAUAUACCGUGAACGUCCCGUGAUAUAUAUCACACUGUGACUGUUGGUUGUUGGUUCACUCCCACUAUUUUAAUUGGAGGGAUCUUGGUGUGUGUGACGAAAUUGACUUGAUUUUUUUUUGACAAUACGAGAUGAUGUUUGUGAUACGGAUAACGUGCUUUGUGAUAUGUACGGGAGUUUUGGUUAUUUUUGCUAACGCUAACGUCGGGGCGGAGUUAGCGAUCGCGACGAGAAGUAAAAAUAGAGGGAAAGGCUCAAUGUGGUGGGGUAUAGCCAAAGCUGGCGAACCGAACAACCUUUCCCCCAUGUCACCUGGCGCCCUCUACAUGGAUACUUCCGUCCACGGCACCCUUCGACGGAAACAGAGAAGGCUGGCCCGGGAAAACACCGGGCUGCUCGAGGCCAUAGCCAAGGGGGCCAAUUUGGCCAUCAACGAGUGCCAGUUCCAGUUCCGGAACCUGCGAUGGAACUGCAGCACCAGGAACUUCCUCAAAGGGAAGAACUUGUUCGGGAAGAUCGUCGAAAAAGGUUGUCCAGAGACAGCUUUCAUCUACGCCAUCACCAGCGCCGCUGUCACUCACUCCAUAGCCCGCGCAUGCUCCGAAGGCGCCAUCGAAACCUGUUACUGCGAGAAACACUACCGGCGUCCUCAGGUUUUCAGUAACGGCAACACCGGAAGCGUUACCACCAACGUGAGGGACUUCGAGUGGGGCGGGUGCUCUGACAACAUCGGUUUCGGCUUUGACGUCAGCAGGGAGUUCGUGGACACGGGGGAGAGGGGGAAGAGCUUGAGGGAGAAGAUGAACUUGCACAAUAACGAAGCAGGAAGAUCGCUUGUCCAGUCUCAGAUGAGACAAGAGUGCAAGUGUCACGGCAUGUCCGGUUCCUGCACCACCAGAACUUGUUGGAUGAAACUGCCCAAUUUCAGAGUGAUCGGUGACCUUCUCAAGGACAGAUAUGACGCAGCGACGCGAGUCAUAGCUGCCAACUCUGGAACGUUGAAGAGCAACAAGGCUCACAGCAAUCGAUUGCCAAAAAAUCCAACUGCUUUGAUGACGAACAGUAUCCACACUAAGAGAGAAAACAAAAGAAAACACAAGUACGGAUUCCAACUGAAACCGUUCAAUCCAGAACAUAAACCUCCUGGAGUCAAAGAUCUGGUUUACUAUGAAAUGUUGCCAGGUUUCUGCGAGAAGAACCCCAAAUAUGGAAUUCAAGGAACACACGGCAGGCAAUGCAACGAGACAUCUGAAGGUGUCGACAACUGUGACGUCAUGUGCUGUGGUCGAGGCUUCCACAGCGAGGAGGUGGUGGUCGUGGAACGAUGCAACUGCAUCUUCCACUGGUGCUGCGAGGUAAAAUGCGACAUUUGCAGAACAAAGAAAAAAGUCCAGUAUUGCUUUUAAGCCAUUUUUUCCUAAAACUAGUAUUUUAAAUCAAAUAUCUCUCUUGGUAUUUAAGAGAAGUAUGACUGAGCUUCGUAGAAUUGUAAAUAUAUAAAAAGAAAUAUUGAGAAUACUUCUCUUAAGUUCCUAAACAAUGUUUUGACCAGUAUUAAACUAGAAAUAGGUUGUAGUUAAUUUAGAAAGACUGAACAAUCAAGAAAACGAAAAUUCUCACAUAUCCCAAGUGCGUGUAUAUAGUUAUUAUUAUUUUAUUUAUUUAUUUUUGAAACUUUCCGAUGUGACUGUUAAAUGCGAAUGUCACAUCUCUAAAAAUGUUUUUUAUUAAUACAGGGUGUUUCAAAAGUGUACCAAAAAUCUGUCGUUGUAUUGGGUCAUUUUAGACUAUUUUCUGUAUAGACUAUAAAUGAAAAAUUUCACAUUAGUACUUUUUAACCAAUCAAAAUGGUUUAUUUUGACAGGUUCAUCAUGUCAAUGCAUGCAUUUUAUAGGAACAAUCAACUGAAAAAAAAAACGGCGUCAAAGACGGCUGGGAAAUGGCAAUCGAUGAUCAUUUUGGCUAAGUCAAGCCUAGAAAAAAUAUUUUUUGGGAAAUUGAUUUUUGUGUCCAGAAACGUUCUAUUCUGUUUUAAUGUUUCUAUAAUUAGUGUUAAUUUCUGAAAAAUUUUAUAUCAAUUUUUAUUAACAGACGUCUAGAGACUGACCUCGUCAAAAUUAUCACCGAAUGUCAUUCCCAGCCAUCUUUGACACCGUUUUUUUUCGAUCAUUACUAUAGUAAAAAUACCGUAUGAUCGAAACAAACGGCGUCCAUUUGGCUGGGAAAUGACGAUCGAUGACA
Molecule: messenger RNA, 2400 nt
Organism: Sitophilus oryzae (rice weevil)
Lineage: Eukaryota; Metazoa; Arthropoda; Insecta; Coleoptera; Curculionidae
Gene: wg
Product: protein Wnt-1
Exons: 6
Coding region: 291-1565 (424 amino acids)
Biological process (GO): neuron differentiation; canonical Wnt signaling pathway; multicellular organism development
Cellular component (GO): extracellular region
Molecular function (GO): frizzled binding; cytokine activity
Source: RefSeq, a predicted model, not a curated record